AUGGCUGAGAAACGCAAACUGUCUCCUUCAGAUGGCUCGCCGUCUACAAAACGAAUACGGCCAGCUAUCGUCACAGAAGAUGACAUUAGCGAAGACGAGUCGCCUUCAAGGCCGCAAUACCAGCAGCCACGAAGUGACCCUGUGUUUGGCCAAAGGCACGCAUUUCCGGGUUUAGACGAUGUCUCACAUGAUGGAGAGCUCUUCUAUGGCCCGGCAGAUGAUGGUAUUGAGUAUCUGCGGAUGGUCAGAUCUGAAGCCAGGAACCUUCCUGUGUUCUUCGUUGCAAAGGAGAAACUCGAUCCCCAGAUAAAUAAGGACGGUCGCCAUCCUACAAGUGCAGAUGCAUCCUCUAGUGGAACGCCUCAAGAAACGGAGCAAAAAUGGAUAUAUUCGGAUGGCGUCUGUGCGGCAGUAUCAAAUACUGUCCCGGAAAGCCAGCUAGGAGCGGUUAAUUCAGCACCUGAAGACCCUCAGGAACAGUACUAUAUUCUCCUCCGACAUCGGUUUCUUCUCCUACGCUCUACCCUAAAAUGCGUUCCUCCAGCCAAACUCAUCGCCGCUCUCGAUAACUCGCAUCCUAUAUCUUUGCCAGCGGAUAACCCUCGGGCUAGAACAGAAUGGACGACACUAGUUAAAACUGUGGAGCCUCAAAUGGUGCAGCUAGCUUGUAUGGAUCUUGACAGCGUUUUACGGGUUUUACGAAUUGUGACAAGAUCUCUGUCUGAGGCUGCUAAAAGCCCAAGUUGCUCGUGGACCACGAGAAUAGCUGCAUGGGCAUGGGGACUUCUUGGACGAUGUAGAGAUGUGGGUGAGAUGAGCAGCGAAGAAGUUGGUGAGCUGAGAGAUCUGGGAAAGCGAGCGGGAAAGAUAUUAAGUAAAAUCCGUGAGAAGGAAUCCCAGGUUAUGCUCUCGAGUGGAGUAGAGGGUAAGAGUAUAGCUGACAGGCAGAGCUCGGACUGGGAUGAUGGAGAUGAAGCAGAAGAUAUGCAAGAAGAGGCUGGAGAAGACAUCACUGUCCAAGAACAAAAGGACGAUCCCAUCAGAGACGAAGCCAAGGAUAUGUCUGCUGACGCUGAGGAUGAAUCUGAGACUCUAGAGCUUGCUAAGAAAAGGCUACAAGGGAUGCUUUCCAGUAGCUAUGCAGAGGUUUCUGAGUCGGAACAAGCUGCUCCUUCAACUGCCAACGAAUUGGAUACCAACAAGGGACAUCAGUUGCCCAAAAGCGAGUGGAAAUACAACGCCCGCGCAAUGCUUGAUAUGAUAUUGACCAUUGUUGGAGAGUUCUAUGGUCAGAGGGAUCUCCUUGAAUUACGUGAUAUCUGGGAUGAAUGA
Molecule: messenger RNA, 1332 nt
Organism: Trichophyton verrucosum HKI 0517
Lineage: Eukaryota; Fungi; Ascomycota; Eurotiomycetes; Onygenales; Arthrodermataceae
Exons: 2
Coding region: 1-1332 (443 amino acids)
Biological process (GO): spliceosomal snRNP assembly
Source: RefSeq, a predicted model, not a curated record